GGGGUGACGUCAUUCGGCGGGAUUUUGGCGCGAAUCUCACAUUUUGAGAAACCGCGACGAUGAUGGAGUCAACGACCCUCUCCUGGGGAGCCACGGCGGGCGCGCUCGCUCACCUCGAGAAGCUCUUGGGAUGCGCACUCUGUGGAGACACGCUGUGUGAGCCGUGCAGCUUGGGAGGCUGUGAACACGUUUUCUGCCGGGGUUGCGUGAGCGAUCAUGUCGGCAACAGCUGCCCCAUCUGUCAGGCGCCGUCCUGGGUCAGAGAUCUGCAGGCAAAUCGGCAGCUUGCCGGCAUGGUGACCCUGUGCCGGCAGCUGCGUGAGCUCCUGGCAACCGACACUCCACCCUCUGACAAAGCGUGUUCACUCUCCCUACAGCAACCAGGGCCACGAGAGAAAGAUGUCAAGCCAUCACCUGAAAUUAUAAAAACGCCGGAACUGACCAAAAAAGCCAAUGUGGUCAGCAUGCAGUUCAGUCCCCGCAGUAGGCAGGUGCGUUGCCGCAUCAAAAAGCCCACUCAGCCACUUGAGGACAAGGAGAAUGCCAAGACCAGUGCUGCAGAUGGAAGUUACGCAUCGGUGUAUGACUUCCAAUCCUCCCAGUCGUCUCCUGAUCAGACACCGAUUCAUCCACCACAGCCCAGGAAACUAAAAACGAUACGGAAGAGGCUAUCGGCUAUUAACAAGUCAUGGGGUUUUGGCAAAAAGCGGAAGAAGAAUACAAGCGAGAGCACAGAUGUUGCCAGUAAGAUAGAAGUUUCACAAAAAGAUCCGGCUGACAACCGCCUCAUCUCGUUUGGCCCCGAGCAAGUGUUUCUAAUCGAUAGCAGUAAUGUGACAUGUAGUGCUGUAAGCGCGAGUGCCACUCCAUCCCCGGACGCUACCAGUGCCGUGGCCGCUGGAAGCACAAUUUUCCAGUCAUUGUGGAGCCCAACGAUGUCAGGAGAGUCGGUCGAGAGCAACCCAUCAGGCGGAAACUCUGAGUCAGAGAAGACGACAACUGACUCUGCCUUGGGAGCGACGAGCAAGCGGGCCUUGGAGGAGCCGAGCGGUGCAAGUCCUUCCAAGAAAGCAAAGAGUGGCUGGAAUGGAAGCAUUUUGCAAAAGUCGCCCCCUGGCGUUGGCGGGAGGCGGAAGGCCGGGGGGAGUGUGGCUGGCUCUCCCGGGACCUCGGAAAUCCUGAAGAAGAACCGAAAGGGCGAGACACCGCUGCACGUCGCUGCCAUCAAGGGUGAUAUUGAUGGAGUUGAACACCUUCUAAAGAAUGGUGCAGAUCCAAACAUCAAGGACAAUGCUGGAUGGACCCCUCUGCACGAGGCGUGCAACCACGGACACGUGCGGGUGGUGGAGCUGCUGCUGGACCAUGGCGCGUUCAUCAAUGCUCCGGGCUACGAGAACGACUCCCCGCUGCACGACGCCGUCUCCAACGGGCACACGCACGUGGCUGGCCUGCUCGUGGGUCGCGGGGCCGACCAGCACGCGCUGAACAUGCUGGGCUUGCAACCGCUGGACUAUGCCAAGAGUGAGGAGAUGCGCACGGUGUUCACCAGCCAGCCGUUCGAGCCCAGCACGCUGCCCUUCAGUCUGCCCGCGAGCCUUCCGACUGGUCCCAUUGGCCCCAUGGUUUUGCUGGACAGCAGACUGACCGAGCAUCAGAAGGAGUCCCUGAAGAGAGUUGCCACAACACUGGGAGGACGAGUCGUCUCCACGUUCAACAACUGUGCAACUCACGUCAUCGUCGACUCCACAAUGCAAAUUCCCCGCACCAUGAAAUGCUUCUUGGCCAUCCUCAACGGCUGCUGGAUUAUCGGCUUCCAGUGGGUGCAAGCCUGUCUGGCGAGGCAUGAACGCGUGCCAGAGCAGGACUUCGAAGUGAGGGGACGUGACGGCUCCCUGCCGUGUCGUGGUCCGGAGAGAGGGAGACUCAACAAACUUCAGCAGCUUCCAGGCCUCUUCGACGGUUGCCACUUCUUCCUGGGUGGCCCCUUCGACGAGCCCUGCCGCUCCGACUUGGCAGAGAUGGUGCGCGUGGGUGGCGGGCACAUGCUGUCGCGGCAGCCGAAGCCCGACAGCGACGUGACGCAGAGCGUGCGCCGCGCCGCCUACCACGCGCGCCGCCACUCGGACCAGGAGUUCUGCACGCACUACGUGGUGUAUGACGGCGCGUGGCUGGGCGGCCGCAGCGGAGUGUCGCGGCUCGGCAAAGUGUGGACCGUCCCGUCUGGGUGGUUGGUGGAGUGCGUGCUCGCGUUCGAGCUCUUGCCGUUUGACGUGUAGAGGGGAGAGAGGGGGGGGGGGGCAUCGCGAGAGUCGUUGGGUGAACACGGAACAAGGCCUGUGGUGACGGAUCGAUGUUAUUGGGUUGUUAAAUUUCGUGUGCACUAAGCCUGCCAACUAUUUUUGUCCUUUUGGAAAAUUGUCUUUAACUUGGCUUUGACCAUUAAGGGCAGGUGAUAAGCACCUGGUUGUAUGUUGAACUUCUUUCAUACCGCACGUAGCCAAACAUUGCUAAUUGGAGGUUGGCUUUUAAAAAGCAAUGAUGGAUACAUCAAUUGAUGUAAGACGUACAAACUCUACUACGUUUAAACAACAUUCCACCUGAACCACACUUUGUUCAACAUUAUCUGUGUCGUUAAUCACUUCACAGCUUGGAAAAAAGCAUGAGACACAAACCUGAAGGCAUGUGAUUGCAGUGAGGGGGUAUGUGCAGUCCCUCUGAUUUUUGUUCUACAUUAUUGUCACGUGAUAUUUGUGUGGAAAAGGGUUCAUAAAGAUCACAAAUUGCAUAUUUCAUAGUAAUACAGCACUGCUUAUCAGAAGUUUUGGUUUUGACAUCAUCUAAUGUGUUUUAUCUAUGCCUAAUUUACCAGUAGUAACUUGUUUUGUCUGGGUGACUUUAAAAGUGAUUUUGCACCGUGCUAAUCGGAGGUGUCUGGAUGUCCACUGAGGAGAUGGAGCAAUUAACUCAGCUCAGGUGCUAGGGGGGGAGUGUUACAUCUCAAAACUAGAAGUUGGCAACUCUUUGGAGAGGCCUUCAUCCAGCAGUGGAUUGAUAAUGGCUGAUUGUGAUGACAAAUGUCUUGUAAUUACUUUGAAAAUCAAGCUUGCACUUCAAUAGUAAUUUCCAGCUCUUUGUCAGUCCACUGCUGGAUGAUUGGACCCGCCCUACUCUGUGUGUCCAGUCAUGGGGGUAAUUGGACCAUACCUCACCAAGCUGGUCAGUGUGGGUGGGUGAUGAAGCUCGUACAGUACUCUGUACUGAAUAUUUUACUUUCGAUUCAUUUUUACGCCUGGAAAUUGUCAGCCGACUGGCCGGUUGCCCUGCUGCUGCUGCUGUACAAACCAAAGUGGAAGUCGCUCAGGCCCCGGCAGCGAUAUCCCACCACAGGCUGGCUGAAACAACUUUCCAAUGGAAGAGUUUGACGGUGCAGAAUUUGCAGUGAGGUCUGAUAGCAAACAUGCUUUUUUGAGGUUUUACAACUGCCAAGGCAACUGGCAUGGACAGCAAGUCAGGUGUGAAUUGGGGUUUUUUUCCUUGCAUUUUAAAUAUUUUGGAGGUUUUUAUCUUGGUGUCUUACUUACUCAGGUUGCCUUGUAACCAAAUACAAUGUUGGAACCUUAAUGCAUAAAAUGCAUAAUAAAAUUGUUUUGCGUUUGGAAGUGACUUUACUCAUACAGCUGGCGUUUAGACACUGCCCCUAAAACGUGACACGAGCUCCCACGUGGGGCACGCGGUCAUCAACAGCCAUGAUCCAUCCACCGCUGGAUGAAGGCUUCUGAACAUCAUUGCUAUUGGCCAGUCUCGUGAAAAUAAUCUUGUUCCGACUUCAGCUAAUCUCAUCGCUGCAUCUCUGCUAGUUUUCCUCUUGGCUGGGUCUUUGCCUGCCAUUAUCAUCUGUCUUGCCUACAUGACGUCAUCCCUCUUAGGAUGUGUCCUGCCCAAGCCCACUUUCCAAACGGCCAAUAUAUCUCAUUUGUUUUUCUCUGAUGUAUGUGUUCGACUUGCUCUGAAAUUUAAUGUUGUCCAUGUGUCAGCAGACAAUUUGCAGUGAUUGAAAACGUUCCUCUUUAGGCACUU
Molecule: messenger RNA, 4077 nt
Organism: Lethenteron reissneri (Far Eastern brook lamprey)
Lineage: Eukaryota; Metazoa; Chordata; Hyperoartia; Petromyzontiformes; Petromyzontidae
Gene: BARD1
Product: BRCA1 associated RING domain 1
Biological process (GO): protein K6-linked ubiquitination
Cellular component (GO): BRCA1-A complex; BRCA1-BARD1 complex
Molecular function (GO): protein binding; ubiquitin-protein transferase activity
Source: RefSeq, a predicted model, not a curated record